Saitoella complicata NRRL Y-17804 is the source of this 1202-nucleotide messenger RNA. RefSeq lists its product as uncharacterized. The record is from RefSeq and is a predicted model, not a curated record. Gene Ontology annotation, biological process: rRNA processing; ribosomal small subunit assembly. The coding region runs from base 175 to 1167 and encodes 330 amino acids. The transcript has a single exon. Gene Ontology annotation, cellular component: UTP-C complex; CURI complex. Lineage: Eukaryota; Fungi; Ascomycota; Saitoellomycetes; Saitoellales; Saitoellaceae.
GGCAAGAGCCUUCUGGCGUUGCUGAAAAAAAGUCAGCUACCUAAUUUAUGACAACCAUCUGAUGUGUCGCACCGAGCUCUUCCGGACUAUCUCCGCUAGUUCAAUUGGAAUGGAUGACUGACUGUCGCUGUUCAGACACAUCACACCCGCCUGUUAUAUAUCUCGCUCCUCACCAUGCCUCACAAGAAGUCCGGCAAAUCCUCCACCAAGGGUGCAGCCUCCACCGUCGUAAAGACCUCAGUAUUGACGUCCGUAAACGGUUACUCAAUCCUCCCCGUCCUGACGCCAACAUCCACAAACCGCGACGCCAAGCACUACCUCUACGUUCGCGAACAUGUCUCAAAACUCGAUGAACCAACCGAAACGGACGGCCGCGUCCUCUUCGCCGUGAACCUCCCCAUCGACUCGACCGAAGCACAUUUGAGAGCGCUGUUUGGAUCAUUGGUGCCCGUAGGACAGGGAAGGAUCGAGAGUGUCAAGUUUGCGGGACCGAUCGAUGUUCAGAGGGUUGUAAGUUCUGAGGAUGUCAUCGAGGAGGAAGUAGAGGAGCCGCAGACCGGAAAGAAGAGGAAGCGGGAAGCCGAGGCGUCGACACCGUUGGCGAUCACCGGAUUCCCAUCUUCCUGGGACCGCAAGAUCUUGCCUGCGGCCUCAACAGCCCAUAUCACAUUCCUCGAGGCUUCCGGCCUACAGAAAGUUCUGUCAGCACUCGUGUCGGAGAAGUUGCACCAGUCACCACCACUAUGGGGCAAGAAUGUCAACCCAGGACAACCACCCCUCGGCCUCGCCCGCUACCAAGCCCACCACACCCUGUCCUACCCCUCCCGCGCCCUCCUCCAAGCAACCGCAGACAAAGCCAUCGAACUCUUCGAAUCCCGCGAAAAUAUGCGCGCAGUAGCCCUAAAACGCAUGCGUUCCGAACCCGACGAGGACGGUUUCGUCACCGUCACCCGUGGCUCUCGCUCUGCCCCUGGUCGUGCCGCAGAUGAGGAUGAGUUGAAGGAGAAGACGGAGGAGAAGAAGAAGAAGGGGGAGUUGCAGGACUUCUAUAGGUUCCAGUUGAGGGAGAAGAAGAGGGAGAAGAUGAUGGAGUUGAGGAGGAAGUUUGAGGAAGAUAAAGUGAGGGUUAGGGAGAUGAGGGAGAAGAGGAGGUUUAGGCCGUAUUAGAGCCCGGAAGGGAAUGAGGGGUAUAUUGAUAGGGA